AGAAUCCAACCGGUAUACACACACAAGCCAAUACACGUAGGUGUAUUUUUGUGCCGUGUUCCGUAGCAGACGACGAUCGCUGAUCGCGACCAGACGAAGCUGUCUCGCUUGAGGAACCCAAAACGGAUUGAGGCUAACACCAGCUCCUCCCCUUUACCGGUAUAAAAGACCUCCGCUCUGGCUCUACCAGGCAUCAGUGCAUUCGACAUCCAAGAAGUGCUGAGAUACACCAGUGGUGCAGGCAGAGAGAGGUAUCUGACCAAGGAAUUGGACGUAUCCAUCAUAGCAACGGAUAUCUUUUGCCUAAUCAGUACUUAAUGAAGAGGAGUUCGUCUUCUAUGGAUAAAUUUCGAACGUUAAUAUCUGUCUUCUAAUUAUUGAAUGGUUCGCGGAGUAGUAAAUUAAUUUUUUUCUGAUCGCUGAGAAUGCUCCUUAUCUUCAUGACUUCAGUAGCGCGGUUGAGUUAAUAUGGUUGAGAGUCAUGACAAAACCUUCUGCUAAGUUUGGUUGCCCCUUCUUUCAUUUUGUCUUUCCUACCGGAUAGGAUACCACUUAUUCUUCAGAAGUCAUUCCAAGCACAACGAAUAAAGUUUAGAAGCAUCAUCUUGUCUUGUGUCUUCCAGCGAGACUUGGCAAUUCAGUUUAUAGUCAUAAAUAAUAUUAUCACGACUUGUGUAAAAUAUCUUCAGCUUUUAACUUAUUCCAAUCAAGUUAAACUUUAGUGACCGUCAAAGACAACAACAAGACCAUGUUUUCAUCAAGCAGUACAUCCUCCUCCAUACGUUGCUGCCUAGCGGCGUCGUGGCUGGGCCUCGCAGUACUUUCCCUCACUUUCGAUGGCCUCGGUGCCGGUGGACAGUGCAAGUUCGAUCUGCAGGAGUACCAGGACCGGCGGAUUGCCGCCAUCAAGGGACAGAUCCUCAGCAAACUGGGUCUCACCGCCCUGCCCACCGAUGAUGGACCAGAGGAUGUGCCUAAGGACAUACUGGAUUUAUUUAAUCAAACAGUGACACUGCUCGAGGAGAAAUACGAAAACGAGAGAGAACAGUGUAAGGGGUUGUCAGGCGGUAGUGAUGACUAUUUCGCGCAAUUGCCCAUCUUAUAUGGUAUAGUGGAAACUGAUAUUGAAAAAGAUAUUGGCAAUUACGCGACGGUUAAACGACUAUCAAAAUUUUUCCGGUUCGACCUCACGAGUUUCGAAGAGGACAGCCAGGGUGACGAAGUGACAGAGGCCGAGUUCAGACUCUACCAAGUUCCCAAUGAAAUGAAGGAUACAGAACAACAAAUCGACCUCUUUCAACUCAUAACAUCCUACAACAGUACAGAGGAACCGACCAGGCGAUUCUUAACGAGCUGGACGGUAUCGACGACUAGGGAAGGAUGGCUCGCGCAUGACGUCACAGAUGUCGUGAGGGAAUGGGUAGCUGAUCCAGAAACGAACCUUGGGUUUGAGUUGAACCUGAACUGUGGUGACUAUCUGCUGGGACCCACUACCACUACACCAGCUUCCAUCCCAAAAGACCAGCAUAAACUACACGUCUUGUUUGCAGACCCCAGAGGUACCUUUCCAAGUAUGGAUAAUGGACGUGGCGACGGCAACCCUAGAGGUGAAGGAUUCCCCAGUAUCAACCAUCCUAGAUUGGUCGUCAUGACCCCUGCCAACCAUUCACGAGGAAGCGAAAGCAACAGCGUCCGAAAGCGACGAAGCACCUCGUACAGCGGCUCCCAGUGCGACCAGAACUCACCCAACUGCUGCCUUCGCCCGCUCGUCAUCAACUUCAGGCGCGAUCUCAAAUGGAACUGGAUCCGACAACCCCGCAACUAUUCGCCAAACUUCUGCGCGGGAUCUUGCCCCUAUAUCCUGAGUGCCGACACGUCCCAUGCUUCAGUUCUAUCGCUUUAUAAACAUCUCAAUCCGGACGCGAGCCCCUCGCCAUGCUGUUCUCCUCAAACAUUCAAACCUUUAACCAUCCUUUUCUACAACAGAGGGCGUCCCGAGAUCAGGCAACUUAAUAACAUGAUUAUAGAAACUUGUAGAUGUAGCUAGUCCCAGAUAUUAGAACAACCAAACUACUAUGACGUAGAAGGACAUGAAGUUGUUGUUGGAUCGUUGCAGGAUGGUCCAGUGUAAAUUAAAACUCUAUUUAAAACAAGAAAACUUUUGUGAGGUACUACUAGAUGCUUUGGCCUGACUGUGAACUAUGUUGUGCUUUCUACAGGCUAAACUGCGCAUCAUAUUGGACACCAACCCAGAUGUGCUGAAUGUGAUGUCAUAUGCAAAUGACUUCAUCGUAUCUAAUUUUCUCUUUUUCUAUAUAUUAAAAAACUGUACUAUUUAUCUUUUAUUCUAUUUGCCAAAUCAUAUGAAGUAAUGUUUUGUGGCACUUCAUGAACUGAUAAUAUGUUAUGAGCAAAAUACUAUAGUGUACUAAUGCAUUUAAGAUUGUAUGUUUUCUCCUUGAACAAUAGUGCUCUUGAUUGUCAUGAAAACAUGUACUGUUGCUACGUCGGGCCCUCCGAAAAGGUUCCUUGUCAUUAUUUUAUAGACAUGUAGCAAACUUUCUUUAGAACUAUGCUCUCAUCUGAACCUGUUCGUGAACGGAUUUUGUGAGUAGCGAUUAUGUCCAAUCAUGGACUUACUAGACUAGUAAGUCCAUGGUCCAAUCGUGUGCAGACGGCGAACCAGUGCCGGUUGUGGAAGAUCGUAUAGGAUUAUUUGAGCAGUAUAUUACAGUGGCAUACCCAGAAAUGAGGGGGAGGCGAAUUCUUAGAGGGGGUCUUAAUACAAGGGAGGGGGCAUACGCCAGCCCCAUCCUGUACUGGAUACGCCACUGUAUAUCACUCUGGCAAGAGUUCUGCAUAGUUUGUCGAAAUCGUUUAGCAAAUCGUGAUGUGCUAAGCUCUGGUAUAUAUAAUAUGCUAAAGGACGCGACACAACUUGUGUUUUGAAUUAUGUUAUAAUAUAUCUUGAAAAAAGGUAUUCUGCAUGGAGGUUGAAUGUAGUUGUCUUUCACUGACAAGCAUUAACAAUACACGACGAGGGAACGAAGAGUGGUCAUCUUUCUUUGAGAAAUUCUUACAAUGAAAAGAAUUCUCAAGAUAUGUUUUCACCAUCCUCAGGGGCAUACAUCCGUGUCAGAAUGGUGUUGGAGAUUAAUAUCGGUUUUGAAGCAUUUAAUUAUGCUGUCUAGUGGUGUGUCUAGAAUGUCAUGAAGAUUUUGAAAUCAUUUGGUUGGGGUGGUACAACCACCCGAACAUUUUGUAACCCUGUCUAUUAUAGAUAAGCACAGUUUUUACGCGAUAUGAUCAAAGAUGUCUGGUUUAGACAAAGAAAACUUUGUGAAAUGUUUCACCACAUUAUUACGUGAAGAUAAAUACAUUAUGGACAUCAUUGACAGGUGGAGUGGGAAAGAGCGUGUGUGUGUCAGAGAGAGAGAGAGAGAGAGAGAGAGAGAGGGAGAAAGGGAAGGGGGUAGAGGGAGGGAGACAACACAAUUAAGAGAAAGAGAGAUGUAUAGGGCCUAUAGGAGCAGGGAAGACAUACUUACAUGAUUUUGUAGGAGGAUCUGACAUUUGGUAAUAAUAAGAAGUUAAUACGAAGCGAAAAUAAUUGUAUGCUCUUGAAUCGGGACGUUCUAAAGGAGAGGGGGAGGGGGGUUCCACUCAAAUGUUCGUAUUCCAAAUUAUGGUUAAAUAAUUGGCAAUUCCACAAAAUUUACUAAUUCUAGGAUUUGGUCAUGCUUCGAAGAAAAUUUGCCCAAUCAGCGAAGAUUAUUGCCGACUUUUUUCUUCUUCAACGGAAAUUCAAAUUAUUAUUAUUCUAGUGAUACCUCCGUGGUAAAAUACUUGUUUAGUUGUCCAUCCGCGUCUAUAUUUAAAUGGAAUGAUGGCAUCUUCUUCUUUCUUUGAAGACGGUCUUAUUAAAAAAGAAUAAUCUUGAAGUCAUUCCAGAAAAGUAUGUUUGAUAUAGUUUGCUAAGCUCGUUUGAUAGCGCAUGCUUGGAAACUUAAUUAUAGCUCAUCUUCAUGUCAAAUAGGUUUGUGCAUAUAAUGAUUAUUUGCAUUUAUUUUAGAUUGGACUAUAUAGUUUGUGCUCUGCCUGCUAUAGCAAUCUAUUUUAGACUAGAAAAAAAAAAAAACGUGAAACAAUUCUUAUAGGUCAUAAGAUUUGUUUUCUUCAUUUCUUCAUUUUCCUUGACAAACUGGAUCAGUACAUGAUUUGCGUCAAUAUUUACAUACAAUUGUUUGUACCUUAAAAGAGAUACAAUUUUAUUUCAACUUUAAAGAGAUAUUCUGUUGUUGGCAGUCACAUGACUUUGAAUCGACCGUCAACCUUAUACGUUGAACGAUUUCGAAUUUUGAUUAUAAAAUCGAAUAAAAAUUACUCUGUGUGUGAGAAUAGCUUCUUUGUACAUGUACAUCUGAACGUAUUUGUAUAGGAAAUAGAUGGUUAAAAUAAAUUACUUCAAAAACAGGCUAGAAUUUUUUCUUGGGGGUACUCGCCUAAUCUAACAGGCUGAAAAUGACAUGUUUUACGAAGGUUGUGUGAAAAGCUCAGUUGUGUACACUGCCGCGUUCGUCAAGCCAGAUUUUUCUUUUGCUCAAUUCUUGUCUUGUAGUCCAAUCAAAUCUAAAGUCUGUUAAUUAUCCUCAUGCAUUAUGGUGAAUUGAUUGAUUUGUUAAGAAAACAUGAUCAAGAUGUACGAGGAUCAUGAACGAUUCGUAAAAUAUUGUGGUAUCUGAUGCCAGUGGUAACCAAAUAAUGUAAAUGCUGUUUCAGAAUUAUGAAAGGUACUAUGAAAAUUUUCAAGUUGAAUAAUGUGAAUGCUUGAAAUAUGCACAAAUCUGUCGUAAAAUGCUUGCAAAAAACAAACAUUGGAUUUAUAGGUAAAAAUAUUGAAUAAGUGUUUUGCUUUAUUGAUCAUAUACUGCCCAUUACUGGACCGACUUUAUGAUUUUUCCACUAAACUGUUAUAAAUCACAAGCACAUUUUUACCCCCCCCCCCCCGCAUCUUAGUUGCUCUUUGUGGGUUGCUUCCAAUAAGAACUCGCUAAGUUCUUGAUAUACAUUGAAGACAAAAAAGAAACACAAAAUUGCAUUUUUCGAUCUAAUUGAAAAGCAUUGUGUUCUAUUUUUUACGAGUAAUAGAACGGGACGUUUUUCAAAAGAGUAUUACUGUAGAUAGAAAAGUUAUCCCGCGCUUCUGCUUUGUUUGCGCGCGCAAAAUAUACCUUCUGCCGAAAGUAGCAUACUCCUAAAUAUCUCAUUUGCUAUAAUACUUCAUUCUUGUGUCUCCUUUUAUAAUGUGUUGUGUCUCCACAAUUCAAUUUUAAAAGAAAAAUCUAUGGCGUUGUGUGAUUCCUGCUUGUGAUAUGGUCCCAUAGGGAUAUAGAUAUUAUGUAAUAUUUCUUAUUAUUAAUGUACAUCUUGAAAUUGUUAUUAAAAAUUAAUGUCAGUCAAUGUACUAUAAA
Messenger RNA from Strongylocentrotus purpuratus (purple sea urchin), 5471 nucleotides. RefSeq names its product transforming growth factor beta-2 proprotein-like. The record is from RefSeq and is a predicted model, not a curated record. Gene Ontology annotation, biological process: transforming growth factor beta receptor signaling pathway; BMP signaling pathway; SMAD protein signal transduction. NCBI's taxonomy places the organism in Eukaryota, Metazoa, Echinodermata, Echinoidea, Camarodonta, Strongylocentrotidae. Gene Ontology annotation, molecular function: cytokine activity; type II transforming growth factor beta receptor binding; growth factor activity. Gene Ontology annotation, cellular component: extracellular region. Bases 749 to 2047 code for a protein of 432 amino acids. The transcript has 4 exons.